Messenger RNA from Xyrauchen texanus (razorback sucker), 5208 nucleotides. Its product is annotated as E3 ubiquitin-protein ligase RNF19B-like. Gene Ontology annotation, molecular function: ubiquitin protein ligase activity; zinc ion binding; ubiquitin conjugating enzyme binding. The transcript is spliced from 10 exons. The record is from RefSeq and is a predicted model, not a curated record. Gene Ontology annotation, biological process: protein polyubiquitination; ubiquitin-dependent protein catabolic process; positive regulation of proteasomal ubiquitin-dependent protein catabolic process. Bases 943 to 3033 code for a protein of 696 amino acids. Gene Ontology annotation, cellular component: ubiquitin ligase complex; cytoplasm. NCBI's taxonomy places the organism in Eukaryota, Metazoa, Chordata, Actinopteri, Cypriniformes, Catostomidae.
GAUGUGAAUUGAAAAGAAGCGAGCUACGUACAUAAUCUGAACAGUAUCGUGUACAGGGUAGGGUAAAGGGGCUUGCAUCUUCUCUUCGGGUAGACGGUUGGAGAAUGUUGUAGUUUACAUUUCUAGGGUGAAAUUUAUGAGGUUUACGUAUCGUUUGGUCGAUUGAACGUGGUGUUCAGCAGCACCGAAGCUCGCCGCGUUCCGCCCUAUUCUGCUUGAAUUGCUUUCAGUACUCUCAGAUCCAUCAGUACGACCAGCCGAUUCAGAAGGAGAAAAGCACACUGGAGCAUAUUCGUCUUGGCUCUGUGAUCAAGACAAUUUAACAGAGGCGAACGUGAACAAAUGACAGACGGCAAUCCGGCUGAAAGGAUUAUGAUAUCUUGAGCCAGAUUUUACAGAUCUUAGUUGUUUUUCUUAUUCAUUUUUGUUGUUUUUUUGUUGCUUUUUUACUAAAAGCUGUGACUUUAUGUUUCCUACUUUUCUUUAAAUGCCCCAUUUCUAAUUGAUAGUAUGUGUCAUUUUUGUUGUCUGCAACAAAUUUGGGGUGAAGUAAUUUGUUUUUGUUCUUUUCCUGAUCUCCCUUUCACUGUAACUAGAACACGAUUGUGGGAGUGAAAGGACUUUUUUUCCAGCAUUGUUUUCAUUUGGUUUCGGUUUUGACAAACUCAAUUUAUCAAGAUAUCUUUCCGUUUAUUGCUUAAACUCCUCUUUAAUUUAGAGGAAGAAAUUACUUAAUAACUUGAACUUGAAUAACUUGAACAAACCGAAAUUUCAUUCUUUUGCGUGUUAGGAGUUGCGUCCCUGUUUUUGAGAAUUGGGGUUUCAUUGACAACAUUCAGUGAAAAGGACUAAGACGCUUAACACAAGAGCUCCUCUAGCCUAAAACUCAGUGACAUCUCUAAAUACCCAAGUGGGAGAACAUUACAAGGUCCUUCUUAGGAAAUGGGAUCUGAAAAAGAUUCUGAAUCACCCCACUCGUCUGUUAGUGGCAUUGCCAAUCCCAAAUGUCAUGGGCCUGGCAAGAAGCAAGGCAGGAUCUCCUUUCACAAUCUCUUUCAUGGUAAACGUGGAUCCAGAGGGACCAAGGCUAAUGUGGGCACUCCUCUCACACAACAGCUGCACCAACAGCAGCUUCUUCAGCCCCCAACAACCAUGAAUGUUUCAUCCGAGCCAUCUAAAGCAGACCCGGCUGAGCCACUGUCUGCCAGCCAGACCUCUCAAGGUGGGGAAGAACUCUUAGAGUGUCCCCUGUGCCUGGUGCGACAACCUGCGGAUCAACUUCCUGAGCUCCAGGGUUGCAGUCAUCGGUCCUGCCUGUGUUGUCUACGGCAAUAUUUGCGGAUCGAGAUUACAGAGAGUCGAGUCCAGCUCAGCUGCCCAGAAUGUGCAGAGCGACUGGCCCCAUGGCAGGUGGCCCUUAUCCUGGAUGAUCCCAUCCUGAUGGAGAAGUAUGAGGAAUUCCUGCUACGCCGCUGCUUGGCAUCAGACCCUGAUUGCCGAUGGUGUCCUGCCCCGGAUUGUGGUUUUGCAGUAAUUGCAUCUGGAUGUGCCAGCUGCCCCAGGCUGGUGUGUCGAAGAGAAGUGUGUGGUGCAGAGUUCUGUUACCACUGCAAGCAGGCGUGGCAUCCUAACCAGACCUGUGACUCUGCCCGACAACAGAGGGCGCUGUCCUUAAGAACACACAGUAACCAUUCACCCAGCUAUACAGCCGAGCAGGGACACAAUGAUGACAUCAAGCCUUGCCCUCGAUGUGGUGCCUACAUCAUCAAGAUGAACGAUGGCAGCUGUAAUCACAUGACCUGUGCUGUGUGUGGCUGUGAGUUCUGCUGGCUAUGUAUGAAGGAGAUAUCAGACCUGCACUACCUCAGUCCAUCUGGUUGUACAUUCUGGGGAAAGAAGCCAUGGAGUCGCAAGAAGAAGAUUCUUUGGCAGCUGGGCACUUUGAUCGGCGCACCGGUGGGCCUCACUCUGAUCGCUGGCAUUGCAGUUCCUGCCAUGGUUAUUGGCAUUCCGGUUUACAUUGGACGAAAGAUCCACUCGCACUACGAUGGGAAGAAAACAUCACAUCACAGGAGAAAUCUGGCAAUCACUGGGGGUGUGGCUCUGUCAAUCAUCACAGCCCCUGUUAUUGCUGCCGUCAGCGUGGGUAUUGGUGUUCCCAUUAUGUUGGCGUAUGUUUAUGGUGUUGUGCCUAUCUCUCUGUGCCGUGGUGGAGGCUGUGGGGUGAGCCGAGGGAAAGGACGAGGUGUAAGGAUAGACUUUAAUGAUGAUGAUGGACCUAUUACAGUUGCUGAUGCAUGGAGAGCACUGAAGUCUCCCAGCCUGGGUGAGAGCAGUUUGGAGGGAAGAGCCAGUGGCUUCAGUACCAGCUCUCCAAGUGAGGGCCUGUCAGUUGCCCCAUGCGGCCUCGGAGAUACACCCCACUUCAACACACUAGCAGGAGGAGCGCUUGGUGCUAGGGCAGGAAAAUACCGCAGGCUGGAGGUGCAGGGAACAGAGCUGGGUAAAGAAGGUGCUGUUAGGGAGACGGGCAGCUUGGGAGCAGCCAGUGGCUGUGUCAGCACAAGGGGCAUGGCAGGAUCCAUCACUUCCUCUUACACCUUACCUGACAGAGAGGGUACUAACCUUGAGAUCCAGGUGGACAUUGAAACUAAUCCCAGCAAUCUGUGUUUAACCAUCGAGGAGGAUCUGGCUCCACCCACUGCUGUGAUGGCAUCCGGUUCAGGGGAGGAGCCUCAGGACUGCAGUUCCCGCAGGACCGGGUUGUUGUUGGAUUCCCCUCUGGGACUGUCGCCUGGGAUGUCACUCAGAGAGGGUCUUCGAGAUGUUACCCUCGCUCAGCCGGAAAGCAUCCGCAGUGACCUGGAGAUGUCCGACACGCAGUCUGACGAUAUCGCGGAGCUCACGUCUGAUGACUGUGACUCACCCCACCCCGAGAGCUGCCUCUCCGCCCCACUGCCACAGACAACUUGCAGAGCCUUGAACCCCACCGACAACCUGCACUGUCCAGGCAAUGUCAUUCUUUUCGUUUGAGAGACUCUCACAAUUGCACAAACCCAAACGUGUCUGAGCUUUUGACUUGUUAACGCUUUACGAAUUAUUUUGCUUCUUUUUAUAAUGAUUAAAACACCUUACUUGCAUUCAGACAACUCAUGGAACCGACUGAUCAUCACUCUGCUCUCCUGUCUGUCUCAUUACGAGCCCGGACAGGUCCUCUACCUCUUCAGAAAUUACCUGUUAUUCAUUGGUUGGUGUUUACUUCUUGGUGCAACAAUGCUUUAAGCAAAAUAAAGUUUAAAGGGAUACUUCACCCAAAAAUGAAUUUUAUGUCAUAAUUUACUUUAGGUCAUGUCAUUCCAAACCCAUUUGAUUUUUUACUUCUCCUUAUUUGCUUUUUUUGAAUGAAAGUUAAUUGUGACCAGGGGCUAUCAAGCUCUGUGCUAUAUUUUGACUUCCGUGCUAUAUUCCAAGUAUAUUUAAGCCAUACGGUAGCUUUGUGUAAGGGAGAGACUGAAAUUUAAGCCGUCAUUCACUGAAAAUAUUUCCUUUUUCUUUAGCUUUCAAUUUUCAUUUGUGAUAUUUGAGAAUGCGCCUACACAUACUUGGCUCAUUGUAAUCGGUUAUGAGACACUUGAUAAUAGUUAUAAGCAAGCAUGAGAUUUGAGGGCUGCAGCGGAAGUGACGAUUAUCAGUGAAUUAUGACUUUUCGUCUUUUCUUCACUCAAAGAUAUCGAGUCAUAUCAAAGAUAUCAUUGAAUGUAAGAGGAUAGCUUGGACAAUUUUCAAAAUACCUCCAUUUGUGUUCCAGAAAGUCUUACAGGAUUUUGAACGACUUGAGUGUGAGAAAAUGAUGCCAGAAUUAAAAAUUUUGGGUGAACUGUUCCUUUAAAUUGGUACUAUUAUUUCCACAAGAAUUUCUUUAGAAAGCAAAUAAACAUAUAAUGAUACAUAUAUAUAUAUAUAAUGAAGUCAAAUGUCACCAAGCACAUUUAUAUGUGAGAGGCUUUUGAAUGGUUGUGACUUCCUUUCACGGAUGCUUAUAUGGAUGAUACAUUUCAGUAUUGUUUGUACGUUUUUUUCCUUCGUAUCUACACGACCUAGAAAUUACAAGUACAAGCGAAUACAAGCAGAGUAUUGUUUUGGUCGCACUGGCCCAGUUUGCACAGAAGAAAACGUUUCAUCUAUACAUGGUGAAUGAGAGAGCUCAGUACAGAGUAAGGUCAGUGCAAGGGGAUACUGAUCUAAACUUCCCUAGAAGAUGGUUUCACUCGAAUCACUGCCUGCCUUACAGACAGAGCACAUGCACUCAGUUCCCUUACACUGUCUGUGACUUACUGACAACACAGUUUGUGCCCUCUUGAGCUGAGAGAAAGGACAUGUGUAUUUGCUAUAUAUGUGUGUAUGUUUACAUUGAUGGGUAUUACAUCUUAUAGUAUAAAUGGUGGAAUGGCCAUCAACAUGCAUAUAUGUUAUUAUUAAUAUUAUGUUUUGCCUCUUUCUUUAGCACACAGCUUGUUUUUACGCAAUUGCAAUUUUAUGUUUGUUUUACCCGCUAGCUGGAUGGAUGGAGAGAGAAGGGUUGGAUGGAUGAGCACUCUUGCACUUUAUCCCAGUAUUUAUCAUUGUUCUAUAUUUUAGGCUUAUAUUUAUGCACUUCCUCUUUUUUUGUUUUUCAGCCUCUCUGGGAUAUCAUAACAUUUAGACACAGCAGUCAUUCAUAUGAUUUUGUUAUUUAAUUUGGUAUGUAAUGGAGUUCUGAAAGUUUCAUAAUCUCAACAUCCUACUAUGCUCUCUGAAUCUCUGACGCAGCUCUCAUAAUUAUUAUAUUUGGCUGCUGAGAGGAUCCUCUGCUUUUACAUUAAUGAUGGAUUAGCUUUGUCUUGUAAUCACAAAAGAGCAUUUGUGGUUUACACAUCUUUUGCUUUUUUGUUGUUGUGUGAAGAUGCUUUUGUACUUUUUAGGUUUACGAGCAAAUUGUAAAAACUACUUCACAAUUUGACUAUUAAUGUAUUAUGGUGAAACGAAUGUCAGCAACUAAAUUGAGUUAAAAAAUCAAUAUGCAGACAAGACUAAAUGUGUGUUAAAUCUGGCAUUUUUUUUUUUUUUUUUUGUACAUCCCCACAAAGAUAACUGCACUGUCUGUGAGUGUUUGAAACAACAUGACAAUAAACAUUUCCUCCUUCGUGGCAAGUUUCAUCUCUUUUCACC